Cuculus canorus (common cuckoo) is the source of this 2448-nucleotide messenger RNA. RefSeq names its product golgi associated, gamma adaptin ear containing, ARF binding protein 2 (gene GGA2). The record is from RefSeq and is a predicted model, not a curated record. NCBI's taxonomy places the organism in Eukaryota, Metazoa, Chordata, Aves, Cuculiformes, Cuculidae. Gene Ontology annotation, cellular component: trans-Golgi network. The coding region runs from base 54 to 2039 and encodes 661 amino acids. Gene Ontology annotation, molecular function: phosphatidylinositol binding; small GTPase binding; ubiquitin binding. The transcript has 17 exons. Gene Ontology annotation, biological process: vesicle-mediated transport; intracellular protein transport.
GGAGCAGUCGGAGAGGCGGGAGGUUUUACUCGGCCAACCCAUGCCCACAGUGUAUGCUUCCACGCCACGAGAACUUGCGUGGACUUUCCACAGGGGCAAGAAACGUGUGCACAGAACGACAGUGGGUGUAUCUGCUUCCUGCUUUGAGGUGGGGCGGAGCGGAGCCGGAGUCCAUGGCUGCUGCUGGGGAACUGGAGCGGUGGCUCAAUAAAGCCACGGACCCAAAUAUCCCUGAGGAAAACUGGGAAUGCAUCCAGCAGUUCUGUGACCAGGUGAAUGCUGACAUAGAAGGCCCAUUGCUCGCACCGAGGCUUCUGGCACAUAAAAUCCAGUCGCCGCAGGAGGUGGAAGCUCUCCACGCUCUCACAGUGCUGGAGACCUGCGUGAACAACUGCGGAGAAAGAUUUCACAGGGAAAUAGCAAAAUUCAGGUUCCUGAAUGAGCUGAUUAAAGUGCUUUCCGCGAAGUACUAUGGGACCUGGUCUUCAGAAAAAGUCAAGUCCAGAGUGACAGAAGUGAUAUUCAGUUGGACAGUUUGGUUUCCUCAGGAAGUUAAAAUCCGGGAUGCUUAUCAGAUGCUGAAGAAACAAGGGAUUGUAAAAGAAGAUCCUAAAGUGCCAGAAGACAAAAUUUUACCUCCCCCUUCUCCAAGACCUCAGAAUUCAAUAUUUGAUAGAGAUGAAGAGAAAUCCAAGCUCCUAGCAAGGCUUUUAAAGAGCAACCACUCUGAAGACCUGCAGGCUGCCAACCGUUUGAUCAAGAGCAUGAUUAAAGAGGAACAAGAGAAAUCAGCGAAGGCAUCCAGAAGAGAGAGCACCAUCAGUGAGGUUUCUGAGAACAUUAUGCGUAUGAAUGAGUUACUGGAAAACUACCAGAGACAAGAAUUAUCCAGAGCUGACCAGGAGACACUACAGACUCUGUUUCAACGCUGUGAGAAGCUCAGGCCACUGCUCUUUCGCAUUGCCAGUGAGACAGUUGAUGAUGAUGAAGCUCUAGCUGCGUUACUGCAGGCCAAUGACCGGCUCACCCAGGCACUUGGACGGUACCGGCAGGUUGUAGCCAGCCAUGAAAACCAUAGUGGAGGAGGUUCAGCCACCAGCUCCACUGAUGCAACAGCGCGGCAGCCAGCCCCAAGGCGCAUGAAGAGCUACACACUGAUCGACUUCUCUGAGCUGGAGAUGACACCCCAGGUCCCUACAGACCAAUCUGCAGAUGUAAUCACCACCUCCCGGCACAGCAGCACAACCUCUGCCUGUCUGCUCGAGGAGGAGUUUGGGUCACUAGGUCUCAGCAACUCUCCUGUUGUGCAGAGCCCACCAGCCAGUUUUGGCUCAGCAGAGCCUGGUGUAUGCAAUGGUAAUGGUGUGACUGGAAGUGCUGCUCAAACACCGGGACCACAGGAGGACUGGGAAGAUGGCUCUUCAGAGGACGAAUUUCAGGCCCUGGCUGAUCAGCUCUCCCCACCGAGCAAGACCAGGCAAUUUUCCAGGGAUUUAUCACUGAUGAAGCUGCCCUUUCCAGAUCUUCCACGUAGCUCAAUGGCAGAAACUUCCUUGUCCAGCCUAGGCCACGAGCUGAAGCCUGCUGCCUCUUUGCAUCCAAGUCCCCAGGAUGCUUCUCUAGAAAACCUAUUUGUCCCCUUAACUUCAAUUACACUGAGCAGUAUCUGUCCACUCACUGUGUACGACAGGAAUGGCUUCAAGGCUAUGAUCCACUUCUCCAGAGACCCAGCUCCUGGAUGGCCAGAUGUGCUGGUGAUGGUUCUUUCCAUGCUGAGCACGUCAGCUCAACCAAUUAAGGACAUCGUGUUCCAGGCUGCAGUCCCAAAGACCAUGAAAAUAAAGUUACAGCCAGCAUCUGGCACUAAGCUGCCAGCCUUCAGCCCCCUCCUCCCCCCUGCAGUGGUGUCCCAGGUCCUGCUUCUUGCCAAUCCACUCAAGGUUCCUAUCCGACUCAGAUACAAACUGGCGUUCACGCAAGGCACACAGCCCUUCAGCGAGGUGGGAGAGGUGACUGGCUUCCCACAAGCAGAGCUCUAGGGCAGUAGCUGAAGCUCAGCAGGCUUGGACAUUGCCAUAUUGCCUUGGUGGUGGAUGCGGAGGGACUGCGUGCCAGCAAUCCCUGGACUCUGUGAUGGCUCAUUCCAACGGGAUCCACCAUCUCCUUUCUUUUGGUUUCUGUGCAGGUGUCUGGUAGCAGGAGCAUCCACUGGCUCCUGCAGGUGACCCUGCUCUACUGGAGACUGCUGUAGAGCCCCGCAGCCUUAACAGUUCUUCCUUAAGCAUCUUUCCUGCUGCUUCCUGGGACAGUUUUCUCUCUUUGCCAUUUGUUUUUCAAUUAAAAAAAAAAAAAGGCAGACCUAUAUCCACAGCCAGCUCUCCUGACAGACUGUCCAGGGACUCUGCUUCCAUUAGGGCUGCUGAGCAGGGAAAGAGAUGAGGAAAGGUG